Molecule: messenger RNA, 798 nt
Organism: Rubroshorea leprosula
Lineage: Eukaryota; Viridiplantae; Streptophyta; Magnoliopsida; Malvales; Dipterocarpaceae
Source: the annotation of a GenBank genome assembly
CCAUGAGUUUUUGUUUUUCAGCCUAUUUUUCCAGUCUAGAACACUUAGUUGUUUUUUUUUUUUAAAUUUUUGUUUCCUUUUCAAUUGUUUUCAAAUAAAUAUUGCUGGGGCUUUCUGUAAGUGCAGGUUAUGGCUGGUUCUGGACAUUUACAAACCUUUCGAUUGUUAAGAUUUCUUCGCAGCAGAAACUCAGCAGAUGGACAUGCUAGUUAUGGUAUUCAGAUGGCGGUUAGCUUGGCAAUUGGAUUCUUGUUUCUUGGUGGUGGAAUGAGGACAUUUUCAACAAGCAACAGUUCAGUUGCUGCUUUGCUCAUUACUCUUUAUCCACGCCUGCCUACUGGACCAAAUGACAAUCGUUGCCACCUACAGGCAUUUAGGCAUUUAUACGUUCUGGCAACAGAGGCUCGCUGGCUUCAAACUGUUGAUGUUGACACUGGUCUUCCUGUUUAUGCCCCUCUUGAAAUUACAAUUAGGGGAACUGAUCAUUACUUAGAAACAAGUUUCUGUGAGGUUUCUCCAUGCAUUCUGCCGGAACGUUCUAUUGUAAGUUUCAAUACCAGUUAACAAACUUUCCUGGAUGGUUAUUUUCUAAAUGUCCUUUUAUUUUUUAAUGUACCCUUGAAAUGAACUUGUCAACUUUAUCGAGUUAAUCUGCAGGCUUUGCAUUAGCUGUUCUGCUUGUCCCAGAGUUUAGAAAGUGUAUAGUCAAAUAAUUUUAAAUAUGUACUGUUUCUGACAUGGAGCAGAACGACUACUGUUAUGAUAGUGAGUCUUGAAAAAUGAAAUGUUUUUGACAAA